AUGGCGACACGAAACCUGCAUCCUGUCGCUUCUCCUUCUCAAGCAUCCCCUGUCAGUCUAGAAGAUGUUCCAAGCUCCUCAUGGCUUACAUCCCAAAGCAUCUAUGACGUCGAAAGGCGCGGUAUAUUUUCUCGGGAAUGGUUGAUGAUUAGCCACAAAUCUCGGUUUAAUGAAGUCGGCCGAUGGGCGCAAUUUGACCUUGCAGGCUAUCCUAUCCUGAUCGUGCGAGAUCGCACUGGAAGUAUUAACGCAUUUCACAAUGUCUGUAGACAUCGUGCUUACAAUGUCGUGGAUGGCGACCAGGGCAAGGCAAGCAUACUUUCUUGCAAAUACCACGGGUGGUCGUACGGUCUCAAUGGAAAGCUUGCGAAAGCCCCUGGCUACCAAGAGUUGCCUGAAUUCCAGAAGGAGAAGAACGGUCUCUUUGCGGUGCAUGUGAGACUGGACUCUAUGGGAUUCGUUUGGGUUAAUAUGGAUGGGCAAGACGUGCCAGAAGUCGCGUGGAAGGACGAACCUCAGAGCUUGUACCCGAUUUCACCGCCUUCUGACGUUGAUUGCAGUGACCUUCAGUAUGAGUAUAGUCUGCAAGCAUCUUCGGCAUGCAAUUGGAAACUAGCAAUGGAUGUGUCAAAGUCAAUCGCCCAGACACUAGGGCAUGGAAAACAAAUCGGCCUCAGUGAGGGCUUCCCAAACAGCUGUCUCAUAACACUACCAGGUUUCGUGAUUAUUCGCAAAACCAUACCCCUCAGCGUAAAGAAGACCUCGAUUUGGUACGAUGUUUUCAAAAGUAGCCGAGCGGGACCGGAAGCUUCCAAGUUGGUUGACGAGAUACUGGAGAAAGCUUUGGAGAUGGACAAGAAAAUCGCUGUCACACUGUCAAACAGCGAGCAUAACAUCUCUUCCAAGGGAAAUCUCUGGGAUAGAGUACGAAGAGCUACCGUCUCUCAUUAUGAGCGCGAGCAAGCUCAGGGAGAAGAGAUUUGGCCAACACACAAAUCAGCAUCCAGUAAUGAUCAAGGGAGUCAAGAUGAUAUAUUGUUCUGUGCGAGAUUGCAAAGUUGCGGGAAGAUGGGGCCAUUGAAGGAUAUUGAGGCUUUGUACUAG
This is a messenger RNA of Clonostachys byssicola, 1104 nucleotides long. Lineage: Eukaryota; Fungi; Ascomycota; Sordariomycetes; Hypocreales; Bionectriaceae. The record is from the annotation of a GenBank genome assembly.